GUCUGAACACGACAGAAAGAAAACGCAGUUUUGCUGCUGCCAGUCGUAGUUGGCUGCUCGUUGCUCUCUCGUCGGUACCAAUUUGUUUCUUGCUCCUCGUUUUUCAACGGUGGAAAGCUCAGCUCUCGGAAUUUUAAAAACUUUAAAACAACUUGAAGGCCAAGAAUCAAGACGAGAUGGCGGAACUUCCUGUGGAACUUCCCUACAGGGCGGAAUACGCAAAAACAGGCCGAGCAAAGUGUAAAGGUUGCCAAUCUUUAAUUGAUCGGGACGAACUAAAACUUGCAAUUAUGAUCCAGUCGAGAUUUCAUGACGGGAAAGACCCUGCGUGGUACCACGCAUCGUGUUUUCUGCUAAAGAUCCGACCAAAGAGUGUUGGAGAUAUUGCUCACUUUGAGCAACUUCGUUAUAAUGAUCAAGAAAUGUUGAAGAAGAAAAUAGCUGUUGGUUCAGGGGCUGUUGCUCCAACUGGUAGAGAAAAAUUGGCUCUAAAGAAAUCAAAUUUGAAGGACUUUUCCGUUGCUUACGCUAAAUCAGGACAAAGCAAGUGUCAGGCUUGUGAAGAGAAAAUUCCCAAGGGUGAUCUUCGUAUUGGAAAGAAAGACUAUGAGUCCGAUAUCGCAGUGAUACAUUCAAAUGGAAAUGGAGUGGAUCAGUGGCAUCACGUAACCUGUUUUGUAAAAAUCCGAGAACACCUGGGCUAUUUUGAGUCUGGGAAAUUACUUCCUGGCUACAGAGAUCUGGACAGAGAAGACCAAGAUGAAGUGCAGAAACAGCUUCCAGCCAUCAAACCACCCAAGGUUAAGGUUCCACCGGCUGCUACAGUGACCACUGCUACUAGUUCUUCAAGCAGCAAGAGGAAGCUAAAUGAGACGCCAGCUGCUGUAGGAUCCUCCAAACGUGCGAAAAAAGAAAAUGACCCUAAAGAAAAUGAACUGAAGGAACAAAUGAAUCAGUUUUACAGGUAUCGAGAUUCACUUAAAGAUUACGAGAACACUGAGCUAAGGAGGAUUUUACGACAUAACAAGCAAGAAACUCCAGCAACUGGGACAGAGAUGUUGGAUAUGAUUUCCGACAUUAUGACCUUUGGAGCAACACAACCUUGUCCCAAGUGCAAAACUGGACAGUUUGUAUUUAGGAGUGGAAUUGGUUAUCAAUGUAUCGGAGAUUUGAAUGAAUUUACAAAAUGCUUGAACGUCACCGAUGAUCCGGAACGAAUUCCUUUUAAAAUUCCAAAGGACUUUCGCGAAAUUCAGCCAUUCAAAUCCUACAAAUUCAAACCUCAGAAAAGAAUUAUUCAGAAAUUAGCUCCCAGUGCUUAUGUUGCAUCCGGCGCAGGGAAAUCAAAACCGAAACUGGUGAAGUUGCCACUGAAGAAUUUUUGUUUUCUGGUGUCUUGUACUGCUGAUAAAAACAAAGUGGAACAAUGGACAAAGAAGAUCAUUGAAUGUGGAGGCGAGGUUGUUUCGAGGGGCACCACGAAAGUAGCAGCCUUGAUAACCACUCAAGAUGAAAUGACCUCGAUGAAGUCUUCAGCCGCGAAAUACGCUGAAAAAAAAGCGAUUCCAGUUGUGAAAGGGGAUUUCGUGGAUUCUAUUAAUGAAUUGAACUAUAACCUGGCUGCAGAGAUGAACAAGAAUUUAAUUUGCAACUGGAUUACUGAUGUUACUCCUUGGUUGCGGUCAAAAAACGGGGACUAUGAACAAACUCGUACUGAAGGAAAAAUGGCCAAGGACAAGUAUGAAAAGAAGGAGACCUCUGUGAGACUCAAAAUGAAGGGUGGUGCUGUGGUUGACCCUGAUAGCCAGCUGGAGGACGUUGCUCACGUUAUGAAGGACGAACAAAACGCGUUUUACAACUGUGUUUUAAACGCUACGAGCAUUGAGAACAACAAGAAUUCCUACUAUAAACAGCAGAUCAUUGAAUCCGAUAUUGGACAUCGGUACUGGGUAUUCCAAAGUUGGGGAAGGAUCGGGACGGUUAUUGGAGGAAAUAAAUUACAUGAGGACAUCUCGAAGCAUGAGGCAAUUGAUAUUUUUUGCAAAAAGUUCUUCGAGAAGAGUGGUAAUAAGUGGGGGAAACCCUUCACAAAAAAGCCGGGCUGUUAUACAAUGCUUGAAUUGGAUUAUGGUGAGAAGGAACACUUGAAACUCAGACCGAGUGCAACGGAAUCGACUCUUCCACUCCCAGUUCAAGAACUGGUUAGUCUGAUCUUUGAUGUUGAAAGGAUGAAGCAAGCCAUGCUCGAGUUCGAACUGAACUUGGAGGAGAUGCCUCUGGGAAAAAUUAGCCGAAAUCAAAUUCUUGGGGCCUACAGCGCGUUGAGCGAAGCUUCUGCAGCAAUUGACAAGGCUGCAAGUGGGGACGAGGCCAGCACUGAAAUCAUUCGAGACGUUACAAAUCGUUUCUACACUAUGAUUCCACAUAACUUUGGGGCAAGAAAGCCACCAAUGUUGGAUAAUGAUGCUCUUGUUAAGACUAAACUUGAAAUGUUGGAAAGUCUUUUGGAGAUCGAACUGGCUUACGAUAUGUUGCUUGAAGGCGAUAAAGGAGGAGAAUCUUCAAUUGAUUCUCAUUACAAGACUCUUGCAGCAGCAAUUGACCCUCUUGAAUCUGGUUCUGAAGAAUACGCUAUGCUUGAAAAAUAUCUGAAAAACACUCAUGCUGACACACAUUCAACAUACAGUUUGGACGUGGAACAUAUCUUCAAAGUGAAUCGAGAUGGAGAACGUCGACGAUAUCGACCAUUUGAACAAAUGGAUAACAGGAAACUCCUGUGGCACGGAUCUCGAAUCACAAAUUUUGCAGGAAUUUUGUCUCAGGGCUUGAGAAUUGCACCACCAGAGGCCCCAGUUACUGGCUAUAUGUUUGGAAAAGGGGUUUACUUUGCUGAUAUGGUGAGCAAAUCGUCUAAUUAUUGCCAUCCAUCACGCGACAACACUUCGGGGCUUUUGCUAUUAUGCGAAGUAGCAUUGGGCAACAUGCAUGAACUCAAGCGAGCAAAUGACAACUUGUGCAAAGCCCCCAAGAAUUUUCAGAGCGUAAAGGGCUGCGGUCAAACCCAUCCAAAUCCAGCGGAAAGCGUGACACUUCCCAGCGGAGUGGAAGUCCCACUUGGAAAACCGAUUCCUUCAAGCAUUAAAAACAGUGACUUGCUUUACAACGAGUACAUUGUCUACGAUACAGCGCAAGUCAAUAUUCGAUACCUCUUGAAGGUUAACUUCAACUUUGGUGGACGGCGCUAAUCUUCACACAUCUCUUCAAUUUGACUUUUUUCAAUACCUUAGAUUUUAGUUUUCCUGUUAUAACUUCUUCAAGAUUUCGUACGUAUAAGAAGAAUUGCUUACUUUAAUUUAUCAGUCUUUGUUUACGUGUUGAAAUAGAUCUGUAUUUGAAUUUCCUACAUGGAAGAAUCUUACAUAUAUUUAUUAGUACAAAAUUCAGCAACAUUGAGUGGUUGAUUUUGAUGAAUUUUUAGCCAAUGACUGGCAAGGUAAUAAACUAUUAAUCCCACCAAAUAUAA
Folsomia candida is the source of this 3523-nucleotide messenger RNA. RefSeq names its product poly [ADP-ribose] polymerase. Gene Ontology annotation, molecular function: NAD binding; DNA binding; NAD+ poly-ADP-ribosyltransferase activity. Gene Ontology annotation, cellular component: nucleus. Lineage: Eukaryota; Metazoa; Arthropoda; Collembola; Entomobryomorpha; Isotomidae. The transcript is spliced from 27 exons. The record is from RefSeq and is a predicted model, not a curated record. Bases 177 to 3245 code for a protein of 1022 amino acids.